Molecule: messenger RNA, 1781 nt
Organism: Dufourea novaeangliae
Lineage: Eukaryota; Metazoa; Arthropoda; Insecta; Hymenoptera; Halictidae
Gene: PpD3
Product: serine/threonine-protein phosphatase 5
Exons: 8
Coding region: 234-1703 (489 amino acids)
Cellular component (GO): nucleus; cytosol
Molecular function (GO): protein serine/threonine phosphatase activity; protein binding
Source: RefSeq, a predicted model, not a curated record
GAUAGUUCUCGUUGUUUCUCGUUUUCGAUCAAUCGAAUCGCUGUGUGGGAUAGUUGAGUAGGAGGAGCAGGAUUGAGAGAGGAGAGUUUCGCGAUUCAGUGUGUCUGGAAUAAAGUCCGUUAUAUAAAAAAAAAGUUAUUCUUUCUUUAAUGUGUUAUUUAUUAUCUACGUUUCGGUAUAAUUUAAGUAAUUUUACAUCCAAUUGUUAAUUUGCUGCUGAAAAAAAACACAAAAUGAGUGAGAACGCAGAAAUCAUAGGAGUAACAUUGCCUGAAGAUGCGGCCAAAGCGGAAAAGUUUAAAGAAGAAGCUAACGAAUACUUCAAAAAUCAUGAUUAUAACAAAGCCAUAGAUUUCUACACUAAAGCCAUAGAAUUCAAUCCUUCGGUGGCAGUAUAUUAUGGGAAUAGAAGUUUUGCCUAUUUGAAAUUAGAAUGUUUUGGAUAUGCACUUAUAGAUGCAUCAAAAGCUAUUGAGUUAGAUAAAAAUUAUGUAAAAGGAUAUUACCGUCGAGCUGCUGCUCAUAUGUCACUUGGCAAGUUCAAACUAGCUGUUAAGGACUAUAAAACUGUUAUUACAGCAAGACCAAAUGACAAAGAUGCAAUGCUUAAAUAUACAGAAUGUAGUAAGAUACUAAAAAAAUUAGCUUUUGAGAAAGCAAUUUCUGUGAAUGAAAAUAAGAAGAAUAUAGCUGAUACGAUUAAUUUAGAAGCUAUGGCCAUCGAAGAUGAAUAUACAGGACCUAAACUUGAAGAUGGAAAAGUUACAUUACAGUUUAUGCAGGAUUUGUUAGAAUGGUACAAGAAACAAAACAAAUUGCACCGUAAAUAUGCCUACAAGAUUCUUUUAGAUGUGAAAGCAUGGUUCAUGGAACAACCAAGUUUAGUUGAUAUUACAAUCCCUGAGGAUAGUAAAUUUACUAUCUGUGGAGAUGUACAUGGACAGUACUAUGAUUUACUUAAUAUAUUCCAGUUAAAUGCAUUACCUUCAGAAACUAAUCCAUAUUUAUUCAAUGGAGAUUUUGUUGACAGAGGCUCAUUUUCUGUAGAAUGUAUAUUUACUUUAUUCGGAUUUAAGUUGUUGUAUCCAAAUCACUUUUUUAUGUCUAGAGGUAAUCACGAAUCUGACACCAUGAAUCAAAUGUAUGGAUUCGACGGAGAAGUCAAAACAAAAUACUCUGCUCAAAUGGCAGAAUUAUUUACAGAAGUUUACAAUUGGCUUCCUCUUGCACAUUGUCUUAAUAACAGAGUGCUCGUAAUGCAUGGUGGUCUAUUUUCAAGGGAUGAUGUUACAUUAGAAAAAAUCCGACAAAUUGAUAGAAAUAGGCAACCACCGGAAAAAGGAUUAAUGUGUGAAUUAUUGUGGUCGGAUCCACAACCACAGCUGGGUAGAGCACCCAGUAAGAGAGGAGUUGGUGUUCAAUUUGGACCUGAUGUUACGCAGAAUUUUCUUGCUCUGAACCAUCUUGAUUACAUUGUAAGAAGUCAUGAAGUGAAAAAUGAUGGAUAUGAAGUAGAUCACGAUGGAAAAUGUAUCACUGUGUUCUCUGCCCCAAAUUAUUGUGAUACUGUGGGUAAUCGGGGUGCCUUUAUUACACUCAAUGGCAAAGACAUGGAACCCCACUUCACAUCAUACGAUGCAGUGCCUCAUCCAAAUGUAAGGCCAAUGGUAUAUGCUAAUUCUCUACUAAAAUUCAUGUGCUAGUGGAACACUCUAGGUACUGUAGGUACUCUAGGUAAAUAAAUAAGAAACGAUAAAUGAAUACGAGUAGACCAAUCGAAG